This is a messenger RNA of Trichomycterus rosablanca, 2564 nucleotides long. It is a transcript of the gene mlycd, whose product is annotated as malonyl-CoA decarboxylase. The transcript has 5 exons. Gene Ontology annotation, biological process: malonyl-CoA catabolic process; fatty acid biosynthetic process; acetyl-CoA biosynthetic process. The coding region runs from base 6 to 1520 and encodes 504 amino acids. Gene Ontology annotation, cellular component: mitochondrial matrix; peroxisomal matrix. The record is from RefSeq and is a predicted model, not a curated record. Gene Ontology annotation, molecular function: malonyl-CoA decarboxylase activity. Lineage: Eukaryota; Metazoa; Chordata; Actinopteri; Siluriformes; Trichomycteridae.
GUGCCAUGCUCACUAUGCGUUUAGGUUUAGCUCUGUGCGCUUUCACACGAACCUGGAGACACUGUUGUGUUUCUAAACCAGUCCGAAGCUCCACACUGAGCUGUAUCAGUCGCUCUUAUUCUUCUAUACCAACACAGAAAGCCAUGAGGGACAUGGAGGAGCUCCUGCGCAGGACAGUGCCACCUGUACCCACCUAUGAGACCCGAGACAAGUCACCUCCACCCCCCGACUCUAGCAGCUGGGACUUCAUGCACUUCUACAGAAAGCUGGAUAAGGAGCAGAGACUGGAGUUUCUGGAGAUCUUAUCGCGGGAGUAUGGAGUAGAUCACAAAGGGGUGUCGGACAUGGCACGCAGGCUGGUAGAUACACAGAUGCGGGACCUGGCUACUAUUUUACAGGCAGAAGACAGACUGAGAUACAGUUUAACCCCCAGAUACAAACAUUUACUCUGUCACAUCAGCAGGGCAGAGGGGGGAGUCAAGUUCCUGGUGGAUCUCCGAGCUGAUCUACUGGAAAUGACCAGUAGAAUCACUGACAGUCCACAUUUAAGGGAUCUGAACAGCACUUUGAAGAGCCUGCUGUCUGAAUGGUUCUCCGUUGGGCUUCUCCGGCUAGAGAGAAUCACUUGGCAGUCCCCAUGUGAGCUCCUUCAGAAGAUCAGCCAGUAUGAGGCAGUUCACCCGGUGCGUAACUGGACCGACAUUAAACGCAGGGUUGGACCUUACAGACGCUGCUAUGUCUUCACACAUGCAUCGAUGCCUGGAGAACCUCUGGUGGUCUUACAUGUAGCGCUCACACAGGACAUUUCAGAUAACAUCCAGAGUAUCGUGAGAGAGUUUACCACUCUGGAUGCAGUAGAGGAGGUGGAGAAGAUCAGCACUGCCAUCUUCUACUCCAUCUCCUCCACCCAAACUGGCCUUCAGGGUGUGGACCUCGGGAAUUACCUAAUCAAGAGGGUGGUGCGAGAGCUGCAGAGUGAGUUUCCACACAUGUCUCAGUUCUCCAGCCUCUCUCCGAUUCCAGGCUUUACCUCAUGGCUCCAUUGUUUCCUGUCCCAGUACAGGAAGGAAGGCAGAGCGUCUGAGCUGCUCACUGAGCACGAGUGGAGAGAAGUAGAGGAGGUCACAGGGGCAUUACCUGGCACUUCUGCCCUCGAUGCUCUGCGUUCCCUCAUUACCUCUGGAGACUGGCAUCGGUCUGAAAGGCUAUUGCAGGCUCUGGAGCCUGUACUGAUGCGUCUGUGUGCCUGGUACCUGUACGGCGAGAAGCGCCGCGGCUAUGCCCUCAACCCUGUGGCCAACUUCCACCUGCAGAACGGUGCCAUGCUGUGGAGGCUCAACUGGCAUGCCGAUACCAGCGCCAGGGGCAUUGCUAGCUCAUGUGGCAUGAUGGUAAACUACCGGUACUUCCUGCAGGAAACAAGUGCCAACAGCAAAACCUAUCUGCAGAACAAAGUCAUUACAGCUUCAGAGCAAGUGCUGAGCCUGGUGUCGCAGUUCCAGAUGAAUAGCAAACUCUGAGUUCUGCAAGAACAAACAUUAAUAAAGAACUGAGAACUCUAGACCUGUUCGACAUCCCAAACAUCAAUCCAUCCAAACAACACAGGUCUGCACUAAAGAGUUUGUGUCUCUAAUAAAAUCAAUGUAAAUUGUAAUUAUUAAUGUAAAUAAUAACUUAAUUAAAGCCUUAGAGGGCUGGAUGUACAAAGUGUUUUUGCAUUGUUUAACCAUUAAAUCUUGUGUAUUAUACAUGAGUUUGACAUAUGUGCCUAAACGUAGCGUUUCUACAUUGUGUACUGUGUAAAUUUGCAAACCACACUUGUGUUCAUACAUUAGCAUGUAAGAUGUUGGGUGUUUUGCGUCAAUAUAUAUAUUUUUUUACAUUUGAAAAUUUAAAUAUUCAAACAGUAUUUCAUUCAAACUAAACACUACAGCCUUUCUUCUUUUGUACAUACACGUCUAGAUAAGUCAGGGUCGUAAAUACUAUGUGGUGAUGUAGCCAAAAGUAUUGGGUUACUGUCCAUGAGCUUGUUGGACAUCCUGUUUCAAAGCCAAAUGGUUUUUAUUCUAAAUGGUGUUAGAAUAGGUUGACCUUUCUAUUCAUUUCUAUUCUAUUUUUUCAGAUAUAACAACAGCCUUUCUGAGAAGGCUUCUCACAAGACAUACAAGUAUGUCUAUGGGAUUUGUGCCCAUUCAUUUAAUAACAAAAGCAUUUAAAGUCUGGCCACUGAUAUUGGUCAAGAACAAAUACUUAAAACUUGAAUUACACAGUUAAUUAUAUAUGUACUACAAAAUAUCUGAUCUUAAGUUCACUUCAAAUCAUUUUAUUUUGGGUUAUUUCUAAUGUUUUGUGUAUACUUCUUUGCUUUUUGACCUCAUAUCAUGAUAUAUGUGUGCCUACUAUAACAGAGGAAGUGCCACUAACAUUACUUGUCUUUUCUUCUAUGUAAUCCUGUUGAUUAAGACACAACACACAUUUCUGUUUUUGUCAAAUACAUAAUACAUUUUAUUUUAAAUGUGUAGUUAUUAUUUACAUUUCAUUAAAGUUUAUUUUUUUCAAAUAAA